Molecule: messenger RNA, 863 nt
Organism: Chironomus riparius
Lineage: Eukaryota; Metazoa; Arthropoda; Insecta; Diptera; Chironomidae
Source: the annotation of a GenBank genome assembly
ACAAAGUAUAGAAAUUUUAAAGUAAAUUAAAAAACCUUCAAUAAAUUCAAUUAAAGCCAAAGAAACUUCAAAACUUCCAAAAAAUAAUUCAUCAUGGCUCUAAAAAUGCCAGAAUUUAAGCCACCAACUUUAAAAAGUUUCCUAUUUUACUUCAACUUAAUCACUGCAAAUGUCGUCAUAGCUUGGAUUCACUUUGCAGUUUGUAUCUUAAUAAUUUUGGAAUUCUUAUAUUUUCUGGUUUUUAACACGUCGAAAGAGUUAAAAGUUGAAAAUAUUGACAUUAAAGUUGAUCCUGAGGAACAUGACGAGUUUACGGAUACAUUUGAUAUUAUCUCUCGCCUGAUAAUCCUCGUCGUCGUCGUCUUUGUAGCUUUCAUCACAUUCUGGUUCAUUAAAGGCAUCCAAUCUUACGAUCCAUCAAAAAUGAAGCCUUACUUAUUCUUCACUGGAACUUUCGUCAUCCUUUGUUUGUGCGCAGCAAUCGUGACUUUAAACUUCAUAACACUCAUGAUUGGUGUUGUUGAGCUUUACUUCUUCAUUUGUGCUUAUUCGCUGUAUUUUAAUUUAUUAAGUGACCCAAGCAUCCAGCAAGACGUGGUCUACAACAAUCCAGGUGCAUAUGGAUAUACCCAAGCACUUGAAUCUGAUGGACAUGUCAAUGGAGCUGUCAAUUAUCAAACUCAUCAGCAACAACCACAACAGACUGAUGGAUAUUAUAAUCAGGAAGGGUAUUAUGAAGAUGAUCGACAUGAACAGCAGCAGCCACAGCAGCCAUAUUAUAAUGGACAGCAAUAAACUUAAUCACUGAUCAGUUUCUUGACAAUAAAGCUAUUAAAAUGUAUUUCAAGAAUUAAUAAAAAAAA